Molecule: messenger RNA, 2383 nt
Organism: Gavialis gangeticus (Gharial)
Lineage: Eukaryota; Metazoa; Chordata; Crocodylia; Gavialidae
Gene: HPCAL1
Product: hippocalcin like 1
Exons: 5
Coding region: 199-780 (193 amino acids)
Molecular function (GO): calcium ion binding
Source: RefSeq, a predicted model, not a curated record
UCAGGAAAGCCGCCUCGCGCGGUCCCUGCUGUCGCCCGAAGCGAAGCCCUGGGAACAGUUAAUCUGCCGUGACUUUGAAGCGUCCUGCCCCCUCCUUCGGGGCCCGCGCUGCACACCUGAUGCCAGGCAAGUGAAGCCAUUGAACUUGCUCUGAAGAAGUUCCAAGAUAGGUGCUGCUAGAUUUUAAUCAAGAACAGAAUGGGGAAGCAGAACAGUAAGCUGCGACCCGAGGUACUCCAAGAUCUCCGGGAAAACACUGAAUUCACAGACCAUGAGCUACAAGAGUGGUACAAAGGCUUCCUAAAAGAUUGCCCAACUGGCCAUUUGACUGUUGACGAAUUCAAAAAAAUAUAUGCAAAUUUUUUCCCUUAUGGUGACGCGUCGAAGUUUGCAGAACAUGUCUUCCGCACAUUCGACACCAAUGGUGAUGGGACGAUUGACUUUAGGGAAUUUAUCAUUGCUCUGAGUGUCACCUCUCGGGGAAAGCUGGAACAGAAACUGAAAUGGGCAUUUAGUAUGUAUGAUCUUGAUGGCAAUGGUUACAUCAGCCGUGGUGAAAUGCUAGAAAUAGUGCAGGCAAUCUACAAAAUGGUGUCAUCGGUAAUGAAAAUGCCGGAAGACGAAUCCACUCCAGAAAAACGAACAGACAAAAUCUUCAGGCAGAUGGACACAAACAAUGAUGGUAAACUGUCUCUUGAAGAGUUUAUUAAAGGUGCCAAGAGUGAUCCCUCUAUUGUGCGAUUGCUACAAUGUGAUCCGAGCAGCGCAAGUCAGUUCUAAUUAAACUCUGGACAGUUUGCAAAGAAAAUGCUGGCUUGUUGUUCAAGCUUUGCUCGCAAAUGGAUGCCUUCUCAAUCAUUCCUCAACUGUUAGUGGAUAAGAUUCCAUUGCCAGAUUGGUGUGUGUUUCCGAGUGAAGACAGCCGCGCUCUUUCACUAACACCAGUGCAAAGUUCCUUUUGGCAGUUCCAUUUCCUCUCACCCCUAAUGUUUUGACUCACUCUACACAUUUAAUGUAAUUGAAAGGUAUGUUUACAUGCAGAUGCUAUGAGCUCAAAUUUCCAGUGAGACAUCACAUCAUGUAGUCGGUAGGAAAGACGACUUUCUAAUAGUCCUAAGAAGAUGCUAGGUAGGACUUUGAUCCAGCAUAGCAGACGGUAGAUAAUUUAUUUUGCUUCAAAAAUGACUGUACAAAAUGAGGACUGAAUGAAAUAGAAAGCAAAAUAAAACAAAAAAGGAAAAAAAAAGAAAAAGUUUUCUUGGGCAUGGUUCCAAUUUUUUUUUCUUUGAGAAAAAUUGCUUGCACUUAUCUAAUGGUCUUUACUUUCUUUUAAUAUAUAUAUAUAUAUAAAAAUUAUAUAUAUAUGGUGAAGUAAAAAUUAAUAUUUAGGUAAUCUAUUUAAGGCAUAAAGUAGAAUUCAAGCUUAAAUUCUUCGUCUGUGAUUUUAUUCAAAUCUUGGAGAUUGGAGAUUGUUUUUUGUGAUAUUUAUGCAUUAGCAAAUUGCUGUUCAAAAGAAAGUGCAUGACUAGCAGUUUGUGGAUAUUUCACUCUGUUUAAUUACUGAAUGAAAAUAUUUUGUUCAUUUUUAUUGUUGAUCAUUCCAGCGUUACUGUAUUAACAAAAGACUUAAAGGAGUAAUCUUAAUUUUUGUAUUUCUCAGUGGAGUCCCACUUAAGGUGGAUGUAGCAUUAAACGGCUUUUGAGUGAGAUGAAGUGAUGUGACUCGCACUGCUGUUCUAAAUUUUGCUACACCCUCCUACCUGUUCAUGUUCAUAGUCUUGUGCAUUCCAGUGUUAUUUAAUAUCUGUCUAAUGCCAAGAACUAUUAAUUGAAAUAAAGACACUUUCUUGUCAGUACCUCUGUCUUAAUUUAACCAGUGCAGAUAGUCAUUGCCCUAUAUUUGAUCACAGGUUAUGCUCCUUGUCUGAGAGCCUCCCCAACCCACCAAACGCACAUUCCCUUAACUAAAGGUGGGAUUUUUGGCUUUCCUCUGUAGUCCUUUGAUCCUUGAGGCCCCUGCUCAGGGGUAUGUAUUAGUUCCCAUUUGUGGGAUUUAUGAACCCUUAUCUGUAGCAGACUGGACUGAGACCAUGGAGUCCUAAUUUUUCAAAGCUGAAAAGUCAUGGAAAAGGUGAUGACAUGUGGUGGCACUGAGUUUAGAUUACAUCUAGAGUUGCCCAUCAUCUGGACACCAAGCUGAAAGCUGGAAAGCCUGGGUUGUCUCCCUGAAUCUACCACUGACUUCAUCUGAUGCUUUAUUUCAUGCCUGGAACUAACAUGCAAUGCAGUUGUUUAGUAUGGCUGUAUAGUAGUUUGUUGGCAUAAAAGUAUGGAGCUCUAUAACUUAUGACCAGAGAUCCUGGUUUUCUCUGAUUAAAAAAAA